AUGGCACCCAAUCCUCAUUUCAGCACAUUAAUCCAACCACCACCAGGGCCGGUAAAACUGGACCUCCCCACUAUCUCCAACAACAACCCCACCACCUUCAACGAUGCAAUGAAAAUCCGCAUGCACGUCUUCGUAGACGAACAGAAAUGUUCCGCAGAAGCCGAGAUCGACAGCGACGACACGCGGAGCUGGCAUUGGGUCAUCUACGACGGGGCCACACCAGUGGGGGUCAUUCGACUGGUUCCCCCACCGCAGCUACCACAUUCCCAAGUCACCAACCCAGAGACAGCAGAGACCGCACAGCCAGGAGAAGUGGUGUAUGACUGGGCACACGAACCCUGUAUCAAACUGACUCGGGUGGCGAUCAUGCCCGAGUACCGCGGCCUCGGACUUGGGCGGCGAUUAGUGGAGACGGCGUUGGAGUGGGCGGCUGUGCAUGCAGCGGAGAUAGACGAGGCUGCAGCAGCAUUCAAGGCGGAGCGGGAGAGUGCUCCGCUGUGGAAAGGUCUCGUGCUUGUCCAUGCGCAGGUCGAUGUGGAGCGGAUGUACGCCAGACUGGGGUUUGAGACCGAAGAGGCGUUGGGGACAUGGUAUGAGGAGGGUAUCGAGCAUCGUGGGAUGUUUCAUCGAUUAUCUUUACAAUGA
Penicillium nucicola is the source of this 645-nucleotide messenger RNA. RefSeq names its product GNAT family N-acetyltransferase. Lineage: Eukaryota; Fungi; Ascomycota; Eurotiomycetes; Eurotiales; Aspergillaceae. Gene Ontology annotation, biological process: UDP-N-acetylglucosamine biosynthetic process. Gene Ontology annotation, molecular function: glucosamine 6-phosphate N-acetyltransferase activity; monosaccharide binding. The transcript has a single exon. The record is from RefSeq and is a predicted model, not a curated record. Gene Ontology annotation, cellular component: endoplasmic reticulum; Golgi apparatus; endoplasmic reticulum-Golgi intermediate compartment. The coding region runs from base 1 to 645 and encodes 214 amino acids.